This is a messenger RNA of Apus apus (common swift), 1257 nucleotides long. RefSeq names its product solute carrier family 10 member 2 (gene SLC10A2). The transcript is spliced from 6 exons. The record is from RefSeq and is a predicted model, not a curated record. Gene Ontology annotation, biological process: bile acid and bile salt transport. Bases 1 to 1098 code for a protein of 365 amino acids. Gene Ontology annotation, molecular function: bile acid:sodium symporter activity. Gene Ontology annotation, cellular component: apical plasma membrane. NCBI's taxonomy places the organism in Eukaryota, Metazoa, Chordata, Aves, Apodiformes, Apodidae.
AUGCAGACAUACCUCCUUUCCCAGCAACUUAAUGCUGGGUCUUUGGCAAAAAACUCCACAGCUUGUUCAGCAACUGCUACUAUUUGCAAUGGCACCUCUUGUGUAUUACCAGAAGAUAAUUUUAAUGAAACUUUGAGCAUAGUUUUAAGUACUGUUCUAACAAUCAUGCUGGCUUUGGUGAUGUUCUCCAUGGGUUGCAAUGUGGAACUUAAGAAAUUCUGGGGCCACAUAAAAAGACCCUGGGGUAUUUUUGUGGGUUUCCUUUGCCAGUUUGGAAUUAUGCCUCUCACAGCCUUCUUGUUGGCCCUGGUCUUUGACGUGCUUCCAAUUCAAGCUGUUGUGGUGCUGAUCAUGGGAUGCUGUCCAGGGGGCACAGCCUCCAAUGUCAUCGCCUACUGGGUGGAUGGAGACAUGGACCUAAGCAUCAGCAUGACAACCUGCUCCACGCUGUUUGCAAUGGGGAUGAUGCCACUUUGCCUCUUUGUUUACACCAAGAUGUGGACCGAUUCUGAUGCAAUUGUAUUGCCCUACGACAGCAUUGGAAUUUCACUGGUUGCUCUGGUCAUUCCUGUUUCAUUUGGAAUAUAUGUUAACCACAGAUGGCCCAGUAAAGCAAAAGUCAUACUUAAGAUUGGUUCCAUUGUGGGAGCAGUCCUUAUUGUGCUCAUUGCUGUGGUUGGGGGAAUACUCUACAAAGGCUCCUGGAUCAUCACCCCAAAAUUAUGGAUCAUUGGCACCAUAUUUCCAGCAGCUGGCUAUUCUCUGGGAUUCCUUUUGGCCCGCGUAGCUGGUCUGUCUUGGCACAGAUGUCGUACAGUGUCUCUGGAAACUGGCAUGCAAAACACUCAGCUGUGUUCAACUAUAGUACAGCUCUCAUUCACCCCUGAACAACUUGAGCUGAUGUUUACUUUCCCUCUCAUCUACAGCAUUUUCCAGCUGUUGUUUGCUCUACUAAUUUUAGGAGGCUACCGUGUUUACAGAAGACACCGGGUCAAAACAAAGACAGAUAUUGAGAAAACAGAGGAAACAGAAGAUUCAAAAUCAACGUCAUCACAUGCUAAAAUAAAUGGAGGAUUUGUAUCAAAUGAGAACAAGUAGACAAUUACCUCUUUUCUCACCAGCUGAAAAGAUAUAAGAUAUAUGGUUGGGUUUUUGUUCGUUUUUUUGUAACAUGCUGUUGCUUUAUGGAAAUAUUUAACAAAAGGAGGAGUUUUGCUGAUAUUGUACAGUAAGACUUCAAAAUUAUUAACUUAUGAA